AUGAGGGAGCAUACCUACAUGCUUCUCAAGACAUUGAAAAGAGUUGAGUAUGAUGUUGAAUAUUUGGAUGCCAAUCAGUUCCAAGAUAGAGAGGAGCUUGAGGAGAUGCACAUGAAGCAUCUUCAAGAGGUUGAAGAGUUGUGGAGAAAGCAUGAUGAGGAGCUCAAAAGGCAAUGUGAGUGCAUUGAUGCAUUGGAAGAAGAGGUGCAAUUUCAGCAAGUAAUGCUUAAUGUCCUCAACAACAAUGUUGAGCAGCUAGACGCAGACACUGAUCACCACAAGAAGGACAUUGAUGUAUUCAUUAGCCAAGGUGUUCAAGAUGGUAUAGAGCACAGGAAAUGCUUGCAUUGA
Suillus subaureus is the source of this 351-nucleotide messenger RNA. RefSeq lists its product as uncharacterized. The transcript has a single exon. The record is from RefSeq and is a predicted model, not a curated record. NCBI's taxonomy places the organism in Eukaryota, Fungi, Basidiomycota, Agaricomycetes, Boletales, Suillaceae. The coding region runs from base 1 to 351 and encodes 116 amino acids.